This is a messenger RNA of Rosa rugosa (rugosa rose), 2288 nucleotides long. RefSeq lists its product as uncharacterized. Gene Ontology annotation, biological process: formation of translation preinitiation complex; translational initiation. Gene Ontology annotation, molecular function: translation initiation factor activity. The record is from RefSeq and is a predicted model, not a curated record. Lineage: Eukaryota; Viridiplantae; Streptophyta; Magnoliopsida; Rosales; Rosaceae.
AUUCCGUCCGCUCUAUGUUCACCAGCGGCACACUCUUCGGUCUCGUCUCCUAUUCCGUCCGCUCCUCUCAAUCGAAAAAUGGCUGAAUCGCCAACAUUCCGACCACUUUCAGAUCAUGAAACUCGUGCUCGCUCGCACUUACGAUGAGGUUUUCUGCAUUGACUGUCGUCGAUGAACUUGAGGACGUCGAAAUCGUCGUCGUACUGGCACGGAUACCGAUGCUCCGGCGCGAGGCGUUAGUUGACGGAGAGGACGACGGCGGGGAGCUCGCGAGCGAGGCGUUGACAGAAGUCGUCGUAGGGUUCGAGAGAGAGAGAGAGAGAGAGAGGGAGGACUAAGGAGAGAUGUUCAAGAAGGGAGUGAAAGCUCGGUCGCACCAGAGACUGUCAGGGGCUGACAGGAAGAAGCUGAAGAGGACCGUCAAGGAAAGAUUUCCCAGGGCUUCCGACGCCGAUAUCGAUGCUUUACUCCCUCCCAAGGUGGAGAUAAAGGUUUCAAAGUAUCAAAAUCGAGUCCUUGUAUAUGGCAUAGAGGGAGGCUUUCCUAUGUUUUUUGAUAUUGAUGGGCGUGGCAAAGAAAUUUUUCCCACAGUUUAUGCCCUGUGGAAGGUUCCUGAUAUCUUGCCUUCUUUCAUGCUGAAAGGGGGCGAGGUUUCUCGAUAUGUUAUUGGAGGGGCGGAUUUGAUGUUUCCCGGUAUCAGCAUACCUGCUGAAGGUUUACCAUCGUUUAUAGCUGGGGAAGCAUGGGCGGUUAAAGUUCCAGGAAAUCCAGCUCCCAUUGCUGUGGGAACUACUACUAUGAGCUGCACUGAAGCAUUAAAAGCUGGGUUGCGUGGAAAAGCCUUAAAAAUUGCUCACUAUUAUGGUGACUUACUUUGGCAAGUAUCUGUUCGACUGGGGAGGAUCAACAUCCUCUUUCCACUGAGGAUGUGGACAUUGCAUACAACUGUCAAAGACAAAGACCUUCCCAUGCCUGGAAGCACUCUAUGGUCAAACUAUGUUUUACCUUGUAGGCCUUCAGGCAUCACACUAGACAUCAAGAAAUCAUCCUACAAGAAAUUAUCAAAGUGGUUACAAGCUAAAUGUUCUACAGGAUUGAUUAGAGUGAAGGAAGAUAAAUAUAAGGAGUCUGCAUUACUUUCUGUUAACCGCAGCCAUCCAGAUUACUCAUCUUUCAAGCCAGAGAAACGACAAGUUGAAGAAGCUGUUCAAACUGGUGUUCCUGCUGCCAGUGAAAGUCGGUUGGUCAAAAUCCUUGAAGUGGCUGAGAUCUAUAAACCAUGUGUACAUGUAAAUCCAGUAUUUGCUUCUUUAGGUGCUGACACAGGCGAGCUUUACAGUGCUUCAGAUGCCACUGACAUUGUGUUUAAAUAUGUUGAAAAGGAAAACCUGGUUAAGCCGACAGAUAAAGCCAUUGUGAUUUUGGAUGCGAUAUUGUGUGAUGCACUGUUCAAGGGGGUAAAGAAAGGUUCAACGUACCCUACAGAAAUACAUAAAAGAGACUUAGGAGCAGCAUUUGUGAACCGGAUGCAAGCCCAUCACAUUGUGACGAGGGGAAAUGACUCGGUUGUUCGUAAAGGUGGUUUGAAAACAGUCCAGAUAAUGACAGAAAGGCAACAAGGUAAUAAGAAAAUGACCAAGUUAUCAGGACUGGAAACAUUUUUAGUGGAUCCUGAAGCUUUGGCAUCAGAGUUACAAAAGAAGUUCGCUUGCAGCACAACGGUGGCAGAACUACCAGGUAAGAAGGGGCACGAGGUUCUGGUUCAAGGUGGAGUGAUUGAAAAUCUGGCAAAGCACUUGAUUGAACAAUAUGGGAUCCCAAAGAGAUACAUUGAGGUUCUUGACAAAACCAGGAGAUGAGAGGUUGAGAAAGGUAAUAAUUAACAAGGUCAUGGUUUGAAUUGGAGAGAUUGGCAUCAUUGAAUAGCGUGGAGGAGUGAAAUGCAUGUGCUUGAUACAUCCCAUAGAUGUGUAUAAAGAGGGCUUAAUAUCUUUUGGUGAACUUGAUUUCUCAACUGGUGGGAUUGGGAAAAUGAAGAGAAUGGAGGGUACCAUGGAAUACUUUAUGCAACAUUUUGUAGUUGUCUAUUGAAGUAUUGAGAGAGGAAAAUACUGUAGUUUAUGUUUUGUCUGGUAAUGUUGUUAUUUUUGUUUCUAAAUGAGGUUUGAGGAGAAAAUGUGUGAAUGGUAAGAACAGGAUUGGAGCAGAAGGAUGAUGAAUAGGAGGCAAGGAGAACAAAUAAAUGUAUAUGCAAGUCAUAGAAUAAAAAUAAAAAUUAAUUGAAGGAU